Messenger RNA from Drosophila suzukii, 2864 nucleotides. Lineage: Eukaryota; Metazoa; Arthropoda; Insecta; Diptera; Drosophilidae. The record is from RefSeq and is a predicted model, not a curated record.
UUCGCUGUGAAUGGCCUGCGGCGGACGCUUGCAUUCAGCUGUUUGUAAUUUAUUUGCAAGGACCGAAACUGCAUCUGAAUAAUAAUAAAUACAGUGAUUUGGCCAUGAAAACGGAGUCCAACGAGAAGUGGGUGGUGUGCCGCGUCUGCCUGAACAAUCCCGGCGAAGGCGAAGACCCGCUCCACGAGAUAUUCAGCCAGACAGCCAGCACUCGCCUGGACCAAAUGCUUCACAUAUGCGCAGGCAUCCCCGUCAGCCUGGACGACAAAUUCCCGGACAAGAUGUGCAGCAAGUGCGUGCGCUGCCUGCGGCUGUGCUACAAGUUCCGUCUGACCUGCCAGCGAUCCCACCAGCACAUCAUGGACAUGCUACUCCGGGAGGCCAGUAAUUCCAGUGCCGCCGGCGACGAUGAUAUGCUUAACCUCUCGGACGACCUGACGGUGGAGAGCGUGGUCAAGACUUGGGAGGAGGACGCCAGCCAGAUGGAUGGCGGUUUCAAGGUGGAGGAGAGUGAUUUCCAACCGGAGGAGCAACAGCAGCAGCAGGUUAUCACUUAUGUUAUGGAGGUUGCCGAUGGUGGCGAUACUAUUAUGUUUGAUGAGGAGGAUCCCGACCAAGCGGUCUUUGAUGGGGAGCAGAAUGUGAUUGAGGAGGGGGAUGCAGUGUACGAGGAGUAUGAAUUGCUCACCAGCGAGAACUCGACUGAAAUCAGCCAGGAAAAUCCCUCUAGCCUUACAAAGCUGGCAACAGAAGGAUGUCCCUAUGACGACUUGACCGAAGACAUACUCAGCUCCGAUGAAAGUUAUGUCCCCGAGGGCAAGCCAGCGCCUACAAAGUCGUCAAGUCGCAAGCGAUCGAGCAGAAAGCUAGCUCCAGUCCGUAAAAACAGCCCAGAGGAUGAACCCGCUAAAAAGAAGCUGGGCAGAAAGCCACGCAACAAGCUGACCCCCUACAUCUGCGACGUGUGCGGAAACAUCUAUCCCACUCAGGCCCGUCUCACGGAGCACAUGAAGUUUCAUUCCGGCGUAAAGCCGCACGAGUGCGAGAUCUGCGGACGAGGCUUUGUCCAGAACCAGCAGCUGGUGCGCCAUAUGAAUACGCACACCGGAAACCGUCCCUACAAAUGCAACUACUGUCCAGCUGCCUUCGCCGACAGAUCCACCAAAACCAAACAUCAUAGAAUUCACACCAAGGAGCGUCCCUACGAGUGCGAUGUUUGCUCUAGAACCUUUACCUACUCGGACAAUCUGAAGUUCCAUAAGAUGAUUCACACGGGCGAGAAGCCGCAUGUCUGUGAUCUUUGCGGCAAGGGCUUUGUGAAGGCCUACAAGAUGCGAUUGCAUCGUGGAACGCACGAGAGACGCGGUCAAUUUAGACCUGAUGUGGAGAUCAGCCCCGAGGGAGAAGCAGUCAAGGAGGAGGCGCCGGAAUUUCUCAGCUAACUACCCCCCUCCGUCUCCGCCUGCUCAUGUAGGUCGUUCUCCAGCAGCUCCAGCAUCUCCUUCUCCGCCAGCGCCUGCACCUCCUUCUCCGCCAGCUCCUGUAGCUUCUUCUCCGCCUCCUGGCAAAGGGAUUGCAGCUUGAGCGCCGCCCUGAGGAGCAAGGCGCAGCUGGUGCAAAUGCGAUUGGGCCAAAUGGAGCUAAGAUUGGACAUGCUGACCUUGUGCAGGACCUGCCUGCAGGAUGGCGAGGCCCACAUGGUGUCCAUUUACGAGGAAGGUGAUGAUAAGCUGCGCGGUGGAAUUUCCCUGUGCGAGAAAAUUGAAAGUUUGAGUGGAAUUCAGAUAAAGCCCACGGAAGAGGAGGUCCUUCCCACCAGGAUAUGCCUCAGAUGCAAAGCAUUCCUAACCCUGGCCCACAAAUUCCGACAGAUUUGUCAGCGCUCCAAUGAGUUUCUGAGGGAAUAUGUGGUAAAGGAUGCAGUGGCAAAGGAUUCAAUGGGCGAAGUGGAAAAGAACGGAGUAGAGGAAAUGGAAAAUGAUGGAGUGGAGGAAGCGGAAAAGGAUGCAGUGGAGCAAGUGGUUAAUACUCCGGAUCCCACUCCUCCUCCACCUGCGGCAUCGGAGCAAUUCGAACAACUGGAGGUGGAGGUGCUCGAAGAGGGAGCUUGGUCUGCCGAAGAUUUGAUCGAGGAAACACCACAACCUCUACUUGCGGAGAAGGAGAAGCCCAUGGUUCUGGCCGUGCAACUGCUUCCAGCUCCAGUUCUGCCUUCUUUCCCAACUCCUUCUGCAGUCACCCCCAAACUCCAUGUGUGCGAGAUUUGUGGCAAUGGAUAUCCCAGGAAGAGUACCCUGGAUAGCCACAUGCGAAGGCACAACAAUGAGCGACCCUACGAAUGCGAGAUCUGUCACCAGAGCUUCCACGUCAACUACCAGUUGAAGCGCCACAUCCGCCAGCACACGGGGGCCAGACCAUACACCUGCCAAUAUUGCCAUCGCACCUUCGCUGAUCGCACUUCCCUUGUGAAGCAUGAAAGAACUCAUCGAAAUGAGCGUCCCUAUGGCUGUAAAACCUGUGGAAAAACAUUUACCUAUGCUAGUGUCCUAAAAAUGCACUAUAAAACACACACAGGAGAAAGACCUCACACAUGUCGACUCUGCAGCAAGACCUUUGCCCGCAUGCACAAUCUGGUGGCCCAUCUGCAGACUCAACAGCAUCUAAAUGAUCCACGACUACCAGCCUAUCUGAGCACCUUCAAAAUGGGAAGUACUGCAACUGAUGUUUAGGACGUUUUACCUCUUUCGAAUAAUACUGAUAGAACAUAAGAGUAAAAAGCUUCCUCAAAGACACACCUAUAACAAAAGUGUAUAUAUAAGUUUGACACCGAAAUAGAGUUUUUAGAAGUAGUUAAUCUUCAAAGU